Messenger RNA from Diabrotica virgifera virgifera (western corn rootworm), 4756 nucleotides. Its product is annotated as zinc finger protein 91-like. Gene Ontology annotation, molecular function: RNA polymerase II transcription regulatory region sequence-specific DNA binding; DNA-binding transcription factor activity, RNA polymerase II-specific. NCBI's taxonomy places the organism in Eukaryota, Metazoa, Arthropoda, Insecta, Coleoptera, Chrysomelidae. Gene Ontology annotation, cellular component: nucleus. Bases 192 to 3710 code for a protein of 1172 amino acids. Gene Ontology annotation, biological process: regulation of transcription by RNA polymerase II. The record is from RefSeq and is a predicted model, not a curated record. The transcript has 2 exons.
UAGUGAUGGGUGACAGGGUGACGGGUGACAGACUUUUAAAACAUUUAAAAUAAUGAGCAAUGAGCGAGCAUUAAAAAAUUCACAUUGGUCAAUAUUUUGUUAAUUAUAUUUACAAAAUUAAUUCUUAUGAUAAAUUAAAUGCAUAACUCAGUCUAAAUUACUUUCCAUGUAGUUAAGUGUUGAAUAAAGAAAUGGAAAUUAAACAAGAAUCUAAGGACUCACUCCAGGAAAUUAGAUAUCAAAAUGGAAAUGAUGAAAUACCUUCAGGUUUUCGCCCCUCAGCAAAGGAAAUCAAGCAAGAACCACAAGAUUUCCUUCAGGAAUAUUUUAGUCCAAAAAUAAUUAAGUCCGAAGUUAAAAAUGAAGUUCUCAACCCUAUUAUAGACCAAUUUUUUAUAAAAACUGAACAGGGGUGGCCCGAGAUUAAAUUAAACACAGAAAUAGACAUUUCAGACAUCAAAUUAGAACAUGAACAAGGAAUAGUAAAUAACCAAAAAAAAAUCCAGAAUCUAGAAAGACCUCAGACCACCAAAGGAUAUAAACAGCAAUUUAUUGAAAGAUGUAUUACUAAGACGUGUUUGAGAAAGAUUGAACCAACAAGUGGAAUAUUUAUAUGUAGCCAAUGUGGACAGAUAUUUAUCUCAGAUAGAGAUCUUGUUAACCAUGCAGUUAUUCAUAAGGCAAAGCGAAAGAGAAUUAUAAAUAAUUUGACUAAUGUGGAUAAUAACCUAUUACCAACGAAAACUCAAAACCAACGUUUGGAAAUAGAAGAGGUAAACAAGUGUUUUGAUACUGCGGAUGUCAAACCUUACAUUUGCAGCAUUUUUUUCGAACAGUUCCAGUGUCAAGAAAGCUUGGAGGUUCAUUUCAAUACUCGUCAUUUAAAUAUUUUUCAGUGUAAGAUUUGCUCAGAAUAUUUUAGUAAACAGAUUUUAUUAGACCACCAUAUGUCAAACCACACAGGUAAAAGGGAUUUCAGGUGCCGUCGAUGCCACAAAGAGUUUACUCUUCAGCGUUCCUUGACAAAACAUGUGAAGCAGCAUGUUAAUAAAAGAUUUAUACAAUGUAAAAUCUGUUUAAAAAUAUGUAGUGAGAUUUAUCUGAAAAAGCACAUGACUAACCAUACAGCGGUUAAACGAUUUCAAUGUAAUAUCUGCUCUGUGGCUUUUAGAUCAAAACGUCAUCUAACAAACCAUAACACUAUUCACAAUAAGACUAAAGAUUUUAAAUGUGAUAUAUGCUUGAUCACAUUUAAGUCGAAAGAACAUUUAAAAGUACAUUUAAAAACUCAUUCGAAAAGUAGUAAAUAUGAAUGUAGGAUUUGUCUUAAACAAUUUGAUAAAAAAAUAUUAUUAGCCCAUCAUAAUAUGUCUAGUCACCCCGGCUCAAAAGAGUUCAAAUGUGAUGUUUGUCCUAGUGAGUUCACAAGAAAACGAUCAUUACAAAAACAUCUUGCACGUCACGUAAAAAGCAAUUCAAUGCAGUGUGAAAUUUGCUAUAAAAUAUGUCAAAGUGAGUCAGAACUGAAAAACCACAUGGUCGUUCAUGUGUUCAAACCAAAAUCUAAAAGUAUAAGAUUUUUCCAUCGCAUUGUAAAAGAAAAGCCACCCCCUCAGAGUGAAACUAACGAAGACAUUCCAUGUGUCCUUACCCAUACUAAAACUCGAAAAGAUAAUGAGUGUAAUGAACAGAAAAACACAUUUAGCUGUAAUGAAAUUGAAAAUACCUUUAGCAAUAACGGAACAGGAGAAACUUAUACAUGUAUAAAAACGGAAGAGCCAUUUCUAUACGGUGAAACGGAAUGUGUUACAUAUAAUGAAACAACUGACCCCUUUUUAUUUAAAAAACUGAAACAUGAGCUUACAUACGAUGAAAAAAAGGAAGAAUCGGUUUCAAACAGUACAACGGAAGACAAAUCAACACAUGUUAUUGUUCAUAAUCAAGAUAACUCCUUAAAACAUGACAUGCGACUUCCCACAGGAAAUUUUAAGUGCCAUAUUUGUUUUAUGAGAUAUAAAAACAAAAUCGAUCUAGAACAACAUAUACCUACUCACAUAUUUGACACAUAUCAAUGUCAAAUAUGCCCCAAAAGAUUUAAACAUGCUAAGACUUUGAGAGGUCAUAUGCGACUUCAUACUGGGAAGAAUCUUUUUCCAUGUAAAUUUUGUAACAAAAAGUGCACAACGGAAUAUAGAUUAGAACUACAUAUGCUCGUCCAUUCCGAUUAUAGAUUGUAUAAAUGCAACAUUUGUUCUGGUAGUUUUAAAACAAGUAGCGAUUUCAUUCGGCAUGAGUUUGUUCACAAGCAAAAACAAAAGAUCGCUGGAUGUCUUGACGCUGGACAUGCAGUAACCAAUAAGGAAGCAGAGUAUUCAUCUAAAAAUAACGAAAAUAAAAAUAUGUUACCUAACGUUGAAGCCGAAAAGGGUAAUACUGGAUGUAAACCAACAUUACAAUCGUGUACAGUCACUGAUUUUGGUUGUACAGUAGAAAAAUUAAGUACUAGAGGUGGAAAUGAUUUAUCUUGUAAGGAACAAUCAUUUAUGUUCGGGGGAAUGAAAACAAAACCAUUCACUUCUGACGAAUCUAAUAAAAGUGCCUUUAAGUACAUCAAAACUGAAGAAGACAAAUUAUGUGAUAAAACCGAGAAAUCGAUUAUGUGUAACGAAACAAAAGAGUCGUCGGCAUGUGUAAAAACGAUGGGAAAUGAAAUAUCUUUGGAUAAAGAAAUUAUUACAGGAAAUGAAUCAAAAAAAUCUGUGUCUCUGUAUCAAACAAAUUAUAAAUGUUAUAUAUGUUCUAAAUACUUUUCAGAUGAAUAUAUGUUGCGAAGGCAUAUUACGACAGUGCAUAAUGAAGAAAAAUUGUUUAAGUGUAAAGAAUGUGGCAAAAGUUUAAAAACUCGUAACUCAUUCAGAAAGCACAUGCGAACACAUACCGAAGAAGAAAUGUUUGAAUGUAAAGUAUGUUCUAAAAAAUUUAGAGAAAAGUAUGUGCACAAUGAUCAUAUGCGGACUCAUACAGGAGAAAACCAUUAUACAUGUAGCCUUUGUUCAGCAACGUUUAGAAACAGGACCUUGCUAAGAAAUCAUAUUGCAUCAAGUCACAUGGAAGAAAAGAAAGAAAUAGAAAGGCCAUUUACGUGCAGUAUUUGCUCCAAAAAGUUCACUGCACAGUCGAGUCUAGAUCGCCACAUGGGCCUUCACAAUGAAGGACAAUCUUUUAAAUGUAACACAUGCUCCAAGGAAUUUAAGUUGGAGGUGUAUCUGCAAAACCAUAUGCGGUACCACAUUGGAGAACAUCAAUUUAAAUGUACGAUGUGUGAGAAGCAGUUCAGAAGGAAUUUUACUUUAAAAGAACAUAUGCUUACUCAUUCGAAAGAAAAACAAUUUAAGUGUCCAUUGUGUCCGGAAGAGUUUCAUACGAAAAAACUUUUUUUUAGACACAAAGCCAAUCAUCUCGGUGAUCUAACGUUUAACUGUGAAGUUUGUUCUCAAACUUUCGCGAAUAAUUAUUUAUUCAAAGCCCAUAUGAGUAAGCACCGCCAACAGAAGGCCAACACAUGUAUUAUAUGUUCAGAGACGUUUCCACACCAUGACGAUUUGAAAACUCAUCAACUUACUCAUGGCAAGAAACCAUUCAAAUGUCAUCUCUGUCAAAAACGAUUUAAAGCAAAAGGGAAUUUGAAGUCACAUUUAAAUAGACACUAGUAGAUAAAUGCACGAUUUUAUGGAAUUUAGUUAAUUAAGUUUUUGAAGUUAUACGUUAGGCGCGUUUGGGAGUAAAUGUAUAUGUGCGCGAAUUCAUCAAAAUUCUUGGUGCUACGCGCACCUGUAACGUUAUACGUUUGCUCUGAUUGGGUAUUACAAUGACCUGUCAAAAAUUGUUCGAUGUGGCGGCUAUGGGUAAACAAAUUUUGUGUAUUUGUAUAUAAAAUAAAGGUCGCGAUAGUAUAAAAUUGAAUUCCCUGAGAAAAUUAGGUGGUAUACCAUCAGGUCCAGGACCCUUAUUGACACUUAAUGAUGAAAGCUUUUCGUAAAUUUUGAAAAUCUGGAUACGAUAUGAUGAUAUACUGAGUUAAGACUGAAUAUGGUCAACACUGCAAUUUAAAGUAAUAUCAGUAUAAACUGAUGAAAAAUGAUUUGCGAAUAAGUUGGCAAUGUCAUUGCCACUGGAAGCUACAGAGUUAUUCAGGGUCAUUGAGUCAGGUAUACUAUUGUUUUCACGUUUGCUACCUACAAAUUUCAUUAUGGACAUUCAGUAAAUUGGAAGUAUUUUUAUCAAACCAUCCUGCAAAAAAAUUAUCAUUUAUGACCCAAAUGGGGGGGGGAAGUGGUCACAAUCGUAAAGAGUCAUAAGCAGAUUUUUGCAGGAUUGUUUGGUAAAAAUAUUUACAAUUAACUGGUAAUAUUAUCCGACAAAUUUUUAAAGUUACGCCCCCCUCUCGAAAAUUUUCCGAAAUAGAAAAGUUGUCCGACUCAACAUGAGUAACUGAAUAAAAAUAGUCAUAUGAGAGGGGUAAUCUUUUUUUUUUAAUGGUGGGCCCAAGGACUGCUAUAUUAAGAUACAGAGUUGUAGGUACCACACAUUGUGGUUCUAUGGUUAAAAAGAAUCGAUGUUUCCGACAGGACAAAAUAGUUUAAGAUUUGAAUUACCGAGGCUUUGUAAAACCGCCCAUUUAUUAUUGUAAUAUUUUGACUUAUAUGUGAUUUAAUGGGACCAUUGAAUAUGAAAAUAAACUUGUUCACUAUUUUAA